UCGUCACCAACCCUUUAUAAAUAGGCAACUAGUCCUUCCCCAAAUAUCACAUCCCACCUGCUUAAACCCAUUUCCAUAAUAACUUUUUUCUACUUUCUUCUCCAUCCAUUUUGAUUCGUAAUUAACUUGAUUCACAACCACCAUGGCUGAAGAGAAACACCACAAACACCACCUCUUCCACCAGCACAAGGACGAGGAUAAUAAGCCCACAGAAACCGAAACUGGUUACGACAAUACAUCUUACUCUAAGCCUUCUGAUGACUAUGACUCUGGUUUCAGCAACCCAUCGUAUGAGACUUCUGGCGGUGCCUAUGAAACUGGUCACAACAAGACAUCAUAUUCUAGUGAUGAUCAGCCAGCUUCUGGUGGUGGCUACAAAAAAACAGGUUAUUCUGGUGGCAUUGAUGAGACUUCUGGUGGCGGUGGAUACGGCGGUGGCGGCGGUGUGUACUCUGACACUACCACUGAUGGUGGAUACACCAGAACAAGUGGUGGUCGGUAUGGUGAUGAGGUUGACUAUAAGAAGGAGGAGAAGCACCACAAGAGUCUUGAGCACCUUGGUGAGUUAGGUGCUGCAGCUGCUGGUGCUUACGCCUUGCAUGAGAAGCACAAGGCAGAGAAAGACCCAGAGCAUGCUCACAGGCACAAGAUAGAAGAGGAGGUUGCAGCAGCAGCUGCAGUGGGAUCUGGUGGGUUUGCUUUUCAUGAACAUCAUGAGAAAAAGGAAGCAAAGGAGCAAGAUGAGGAAGCUCAUGGAAAGAAGCACCACCAUCUCUUUGGCUGAUGAAGCAUAAGCAACCAAUUAUGAGCAUAUCCUUCUACUUUAAAUUGUCUUGUCUUAUAUAUAUAUAUAUAUAUAUAUAUAUAUAUAUAUAUAUAUAUAUAUAUAUAUAUAUAUAUAUAUAUAUAUGCUUU
Molecule: messenger RNA, 915 nt
Organism: Glycine soja
Lineage: Eukaryota; Viridiplantae; Streptophyta; Magnoliopsida; Fabales; Fabaceae
Product: abscisic stress-ripening protein 5-like
Exons: 2
Coding region: 143-784 (213 amino acids)
Source: RefSeq, a predicted model, not a curated record